AUGUCGACGAAACCGUUCUUGCUGUACACGGCUCCGACGCCGAAUGGGCUCAAGGUGUCGGUGUUGCUGGAGGAGCUGAGGGCUGUAUAUGGGUCUGCUGUGGAUUACGACGUCCACAAAAUCGACUUCUCCAAAAACACCCAAAAAGAGCCGUGGUUCAUCAAGCUCAACCCCAACGGGCGCAUCCCCGUCCUCGUCGACCGCUCUCGAAACGACUUUGCCGUGUUUGAGACGGCGGCGAUUUUGUUGUACCUCGAGAGGCACUAUGAUACGGAGAAGAGGUUUGUGUUUGAUGAGGAGGGGAGGCCGGAUGAGUUUAGUGAGAUGUUGCAGUGGAUGUUCUUUGCUCAUGGAGGUGUGGGUCCUAUGCAGGGUCAAGCCGGCCACUUCAACAGGUUCGCGCCUGAGAGCAUCCCGUACGCCAAGAAACGGUAUAUCGACGAGACGAAGCGCCUCUACGGCGUGAUGGAAAAACGUCUCGCCAAUCGCGACUACCUCGCCGGUCCCGCAAGGGGCACCUACAGUAUCGCCGAUAUCAACGUCUUCCCCUGGGUCCGUCGGUACGAGUUUGCGGGUAUCGAUUCUGUGGACGAGUUUCCGAACCUCAAGGCGUGGAUCGAACGCAUCGGGAGUCGUGAAACUGUCAAGGCUGGUUUGGCCAUUCCAGCCUAA
Molecule: messenger RNA, 672 nt
Organism: Serpula lacrymans var. lacrymans S7.9
Lineage: Eukaryota; Fungi; Basidiomycota; Agaricomycetes; Boletales; Serpulaceae
Exons: 7
Coding region: 1-672 (223 amino acids)
Source: RefSeq, a predicted model, not a curated record